Drosophila hydei is the source of this 2199-nucleotide messenger RNA. RefSeq names its product neuronal acetylcholine receptor subunit alpha-7 (gene nAChRalpha6). The transcript is spliced from 13 exons. Gene Ontology annotation, biological process: regulation of membrane potential; nervous system process; monoatomic ion transmembrane transport. Gene Ontology annotation, molecular function: transmembrane signaling receptor activity; acetylcholine-gated monoatomic cation-selective channel activity. NCBI's taxonomy places the organism in Eukaryota, Metazoa, Arthropoda, Insecta, Diptera, Drosophilidae. Bases 487 to 2055 code for a protein of 522 amino acids. Gene Ontology annotation, cellular component: postsynaptic membrane; neuron projection; synapse. The record is from RefSeq and is a predicted model, not a curated record.
AUAACAUUUAAAAGAGAGCGAGAAACUAAAAAGGGAAUUAAGAAAUUUCGCUGGCAAAUAUUUGCAGAGAUUAAUGAAAGUGGAUUAGAGACGAAGUUCUAAAAUCAAAACGAGAUAAGACGGCACAAAUAUCUUACACAUAACAAGAGAGGACGAGCACGAGAGUGUGUGUGAGAGAGGGAGGGAGAACAAGUGUGCGACAGAGACAGCGAGAGCAGCAGAGCUUGGCUGAACUUUGACCCACUCGACGCGUUUGUCUUUUGACUCUUAGUGUUAAUCACGGCAAACGUGCCAGAGCGAACAGGUCGACCAAGUGGGGGCGUGGCGUGGCGAGGGACAAGCCGGGUGCUGGCUACUUAAAACCCGGGGCGACAGGCCAACACAUUGUUGCAGACACUUUCGCUCUCGCAACAACAACAACAACAACAACAGCAACAAUUUGCAAUUCAAACUAAAAGCAACGCAAAACAACAAAAAACCAAGGACAUGGACUCGUCGUCGCCGUGUUUGUCGCUGUUUGUCGCGUUGAUCUUCCUUGUGAUAAUUAAAGAAAGCUGUCAGGGACCACACGAGAAGCGCUUACUCAAUCACCUGCUCUCCACCUACAACACACUGGAGCGACCCGUUGCCAACGAAUCGGAGCCCCUGGAGGUUAAAUUUGGACUUACUCUACAGCAAAUUAUCGAUGUGGAUGAAAAGAAUCAGAUUCUGACCACAAAUGCGUGGUUAAAUUUGGAAUGGAACGACUACAAUUUACGCUGGAACGAAACGGAAUAUGGAGGAGUCAAAGAUCUGCGAAUUACGCCCAACAAACUGUGGAAGCCCGAUGUGCUAAUGUACAAUAGCGCGGAUGAGGGAUUCGAUGGCACGUAUCACACCAACAUUGUGGUCAAACAUAACGGCAGUUGUCUGUACGUGCCCCCUGGUAUCUUCAAGAGCACAUGCAAGAUAGACAUCACGUGGUUCCCAUUUGAUGACCAACAUUGCGAAAUGAAAUUCGGUAGUUGGACUUACGAUGGAAAUCAGUUGGAUUUGGUUUUGAAUUCCGAAGAUGGAGGGGAUCUUUCCGAUUUCAUAACAAAUGGCGAGUGGUACUUGCUUGCCAUGCCCGGAAAGAAGAAUACGAUAGUCUACCAGUGCUGCCCAGAACCCUAUGUCGAUAUCACCUUUACUAUACAAAUACGCCGACGUACAUUAUAUUAUUUUUUUAAUUUAAUUGUACCAUGCGUGCUAAUAUCAUCGAUGGCUCUGCUUGGCUUCACAUUGCCCCCGGAUUCGGGCGAGAAAUUAACGCUGGGCGUAACUAUUCUACUAUCAUUAACAGUAUUUCUAAACCUUGUUGCCGAGUCAAUGCCGACAACGUCGGAUGCUGUUCCUCUUAUAGGAGUUACAAUUCUUCUAUCGCUCACAGUGUUUCUCAACCUUGUAGCUGAGACAUUGCCCCAAGUAUCUGAUGCAAUCCCCUUGUUAGGUACAUAUUUCAACUGCAUCAUGUUCAUGGUUGCAUCGUCUGUGGUGUUAACGGUUGUGGUGCUCAACUACCAUCAUCGUACAGCGGAUAUACACGAGAUGCCACCGUGGAUAAAGUCCGUUUUCCUACAAUGGCUGCCCUGGAUAUUGCGCAUGGGACGGCCUGGCCGCAAGAUCACGCGCAAAUCAAUAUUAUUAAGCAAUCGCAUGAAAGAACUGGAAUUGAAGGAACGUUCUUCCAAAUCGUUACUAGCCAAUGUCCUUGACAUCGAUGACGAUUUUCGUCAUACAAUAUCGGGUUCACAAACCGCUAUCGGUUCAUCGGCUAGCUUUGGCCGACCCACAACGGUGGAGGAGCAUCACACUGCAAUAGGCUGCAAUCACAAAGAUUUACACUUGAUUCUUAAAGAAUUGCAAUUUAUAACCGCGCGCAUGCGUAAAGCUGACGACGAAGCGGAAUUGAUAAGCGAUUGGAAGUUCGCUGCAAUGGUUGUGGAUAGAUUUUGUUUAAUUGUUUUUACGCUCUUUACGAUUAUUGCAACGGUAACCGUGUUGCUCUCAGCUCCGCAUAUAAUCGUGCAAUAAGGCCGCUCAAUUUAGACACGCUAAGUUACAUACACACACACUGAUACACUCUACUGUAUAUGAGUAGAUACCUAGUUAAGUUAAUUUUCAAAAACAAAAACUAGAGAAGCUGCUUCGCAAAAAAGCAAAAAAAAUUGUUAAUUA